AUGCCAUUCAACGGAUACACGGUUGGCUGUCACCUGCUAGACCGCCUUGUGGAGGCGGGGUGUGACGACCUCUUCGGCGUCCCGGGCGACUUUAAUCUGCGCUUCCUCGACGAUGUCAUGGCUCACCCACGCAUGAGAUGGGUUGGCAUGGCCAACGAGCUGAACGCAGCCUACGCAGCUGACGGCUACGCGCGUCAGCGGGGUCUGGGUGCCGUCACCACGACCUACGGCGUCGGCGAGCUCUCCGCGCUGAACGGAAUCGCUGGCAGUUUUUCGGAGAGCGUGCCGGUCAUUCACAUUGCCGGAGCCACCUCCACGAAGAGCCAAGGAAACCGCGAACUGGUGCAUCAUUCACUCGGCGACGGCGACCACAUGCACUUCCUGCGCAUCAGCGCCGAGGUUUGCUGCAUUGCGGUGAUGCUGACACCGGAGAACUGUCUGACGGAGAUCGACCGGGUCAUAACGGAGGUGCUUUACCAAAAGAAGCCGGGUUACAUUGCCUUGCCGAUGAAUGUGGCGGAGAUGAUAGUGUCGCCGCCGAUGGCGAAGCUGAUGCGUCGUCUGCCGGAGGUAUCCCUUGAAGCGGUGAGCGCAUUCAAGCACACGGUAGCGUCGCGCCUGCACAGCGCUCGCAACCCGGCGGUGCUGACGGGGCACUUGAUCCACCGCCACCAGUGCGGCCCGCAGGUGAACCACUUCCUCGAGAACAUCCACAUCCCGUACGCCCCCGCCGUCCUCGGCAAGGGCGCCGUAAAUGAGCACCUGGAGAACUAUGUCGGCACCUACAUUGCCGGCGAUGACCCGUGCCCUGCGAAGUCGGUCAUUGAAAGUGCCGACGUGUGCAUCGCGAUUGGCGUCCAGUUUGUCGACACCGUCACCGCGGUCUUCCGCCACAAGAUAGACCCUCUCAAACUGAUCGACAUCCAGCCCUUUUUCGCCAAGGUGGGGGAUCAGGUAUUCUACCAGGUACCAAUGGAGAUGGCCGUGAAAGCGGUGGAGGAAGCCGCGAUGGAAUGCCACGCGAACUGGAGCACCGAGUACCCGGAGCCGGAGGGACUACGCUACCCGGAAAGCGCUGAAACCUUCGACCUCUGCCAUGUAUGGCAAGAGAUUAAUAACGGCCUGCGGCCCAACGAUGUUCUCCUGGUGGAUCUCGGCACGUCCUCCUUUACGUCCGCGUUGCUUCGCUUGCCGCAGGGUUGCGACAUGCUUUGCCAGCAGAUGUGGGCCUCUAUCGGCUACACCCUCCCCGCCGCCAUUGGAGCGCAGAUCGCGGACGAAAGUCGCAACGUCGUGUGCAUCUUGGGCGAUGGUGCCGCGCAAAUGACGGUGCAGGAGAUCGGCUCGGCUGCGCGCUACAAGCUCAAACCUAAAUAUAUCCUUAUCAACAACGACGGCUACACCAUCGAGCGCUACAUCCGCGGCUGGGACUCGUCGUACAACGACAUCUCCGUGUGGAACUGGACAGGCUUGGCAUGCAACUUCUGCAAGGGCGUUGAGCCGCGCACGCACGUCGUGAACUCCGUCGGAGGUGUGGAAGCGGCGCUGCGCGAGAAGCGGGACAACAUGGUGUUUGUUGAAGUGCUUGUCGGUAAAUAUGAGGGCCCUCUGCGCUCUUCAGUGCCGCUUCCAGGCAAGCCAGCAAGCAAGUAA
Molecule: messenger RNA, 1653 nt
Organism: Leishmania mexicana MHOM/GT/2001/U1103
Lineage: Eukaryota; Euglenozoa; Kinetoplastea; Trypanosomatida; Trypanosomatidae
Product: putative pyruvate/indole-pyruvate carboxylase,putative
Exons: 1
Coding region: 1-1653 (550 amino acids)
Molecular function (GO): thiamine pyrophosphate binding; magnesium ion binding; carboxy-lyase activity
Source: RefSeq, a predicted model, not a curated record